UUGCCCCUAUUCUCGUGUUUUCCCCCCCUUCACAACCGCCGGAGCACGGAGCAACUGGAGCAGAUCAACCACGGCGUUUUUAGUUUAGCACCGGUGUUUCUUUCUUUUGUCCUCAGGUUCACGAUCUGAGGCCGGCCACCCCCUCUUUCUGGCUUCUCAACAAUGAGCGCUUCAAGGUUCAUCAAGUGCGUCACCGUUGGAGACGGAGCUGUUGGCAAGACUUGUCUCCUUAUCUCCUAUACCAGCAACACCUUCCCCACUGAUUAUGUGCCUACAGUUUUUGACAAUUUCAGUGCAAAUGUGGUUGUAAAUGGGAGCACUGUUAACCUAGGAUUGUGGGAUACUGCUGGACAGGAGGAUUAUAACCGGCUAAGACCUUUGAGUUAUCGUGGGGCAGAUGUUUUUAUAUUGGCAUUCUCUCUCAUUAGCAAGGCCAGUUAUGAGAAUGUUUCUAAAAAGUGGAUCCCAGAGUUGAAGCAUUAUGCACCAGGAGUACCUAUUGUUCUGGUUGGAACUAAGCUUGAUCUUCGAGAUGAUAAGCAGUUCUUUAUUGACCAUCCUGGUGCAGUUCCUAUUUCAACAGCUCAGGGAGAGGAGCUUCAAAAGCUGAUUGGUGCUCCUGAAUACAUCGAAUGCAGCUCAAAAACUCAGCAGAAUGUGAAGGGAGUUUUUGAUGCAGCAAUUAAGGUUGUACUUCAACCUCCAAAGCAGAAGAAAAAGAAGGCCAAAGGUCAGAGAGCGUGCUCGAUAUUAUGAGCAAAGCUGUAGUUGUGGAAACAUGACACCACCCUUUGUCUGCCUGUAUUCUCUCAUUCUUCUUUUUUUCUUUCUUUCUUUCUUUCCUUUUGAUUCUGUAGUGGCCUAAAAGUCUGAUUUAUUUUUCUGUCCCGGAAUACACGCAAUCUCUGUGAAGCAUCAUCGGGUAGUUUGUUACCUCUUUUCCUGGGAAUCACGUGGUAUCGAAUUAGAAGAGACGACAUGCUCCUCCGUGCUCACCUUAUACUACUAGCCUUUGUGGUUCUAAAUAUGUACUGAUAGAGAUAUGGAUACUGGAAUGUGAGGGAGGAGUAUGGUUGAAAAGGGCAUUAGGAGUAUAUGCUUGAAAUGAAAAGUGUAUGUAUGGAGGGAAGAAGUGGGUGCUUGCUUCAAAGAGGAACGAACAUUGGUGGAUUCUUUUAUUUAUGAAUUUGCAUUCUGACUUUGACAAUAGUGGUUUUGUUUGUGUAGCAUAGAGCAUAAAUAGUUCUUUGGAGUUGUUUUUACUUCAAAUGAAGCUGCCAAGCUUGAGUUGCUUGACUUUUUCUU
Cucurbita pepo subsp. pepo (vegetable marrow) is the source of this 1305-nucleotide messenger RNA. Its product is annotated as rac-like GTP-binding protein ARAC1. Gene Ontology annotation, molecular function: GTP binding; GTPase activity. NCBI's taxonomy places the organism in Eukaryota, Viridiplantae, Streptophyta, Magnoliopsida, Cucurbitales, Cucurbitaceae. Gene Ontology annotation, biological process: small GTPase-mediated signal transduction. The record is from RefSeq and is a predicted model, not a curated record.